Messenger RNA from Penicillium coprophilum, 1125 nucleotides. RefSeq lists its product as uncharacterized. Bases 1 to 1125 code for a protein of 374 amino acids. NCBI's taxonomy places the organism in Eukaryota, Fungi, Ascomycota, Eurotiomycetes, Eurotiales, Aspergillaceae. Gene Ontology annotation, molecular function: methyltransferase activity. The record is from RefSeq and is a predicted model, not a curated record. The transcript is spliced from 2 exons. Gene Ontology annotation, biological process: methylation.
AUGGCGCCAGUUGAUUUGAGUCAAGCACAGGUGGAAGUCCCUGCUCUCCUGCCUGAGAGCCAGACUAACGACCCUCAGUUGACUAAGGAAUCUACAGAAGAUUCUGCCGAAACAAGCAAGUCCGUUAUACCCUACCUGCUGGAAAAGAGUCCAGAGUUCCGAGAGCUCAGUGAGGUGAGAAAGAGGGGAUGGGAAGCCCCGGAAGGCGAUAAAUACUUCGCGAAAAUGCGCCGAAAUGCCGACAAGUCUGACAAAACGACAUCAGCUUACUUCCAUAAGUUGAUGAAAACAAUAGGACGCGAAAUCGAUACAGAAACCAAUGCUUUUAAAGUCCAACGAGUUGAUUCAACUCCACCUGCCAUUCUCGACAUGUGCAUGGCCCCUGGUGCAUUCCUUGAGAUAGCAUUGAAGAAGAACCCAGGCUCACACGCUCUGGCUUUCAGCCUACCUGCCUCCUGUGGGGGGUAUAAAAGCCGUCUGCCAAGUGGCUUGAAUUUCAAGCGAGUGUUUCUCGACGUGACCAUGCUUGCUGUCGACAUGGAUGCAGGCGAGAUCCCCGAAGGGCAUGAAGACGCUGAGAACUUUUUGCCCCGACAACUUGAGGAAGACCGGCUUUUUGAUUUGGUCAUAUGUGAUGGCCAGGUUUUGAGACAACAUUCACGCGCCCCUUAUCGAGAGAGCCGGGAAGCAAAAAGACUGGUCACCACGCAGCUUGCUCUGAGUCUUCAGCAUCUGAAGCCUGGUGGCACCAUAGUCGUUCUUCUGCACAGGCUUGAAGCAUGGAAUACUGUGAAUCUCAUUUGGACGUUUCAUAAGAUCUCGUCGGUCCGGCUUUUCAAGCCAAAGAGCGGUCACGCUAAGCGAUCAUCUUUUUACAUGGUUGCUACCGAUGUUGACAGCCGACAUCCAGAGGCUAUUGAAGCGGUCAAGCGGUGGAAGAUAAUGUGGUGGGUUGCUACGUUUGCCUCCGAUGAAGAAUAUGGCAAGGUGGUCUUGGAUGAAGACCCAUCUGUAGAUACAUUGCUCGCGGACUUUGGGUUGGAACUCGUGAUGUUGGGCAAGGCAAUUUGGAAGAUACAGGCCAAUGCGUUGGCUGAUGCACCAUUUAUGAAGAAUUCGAAGUAA